This is a messenger RNA of Aphanomyces invadans, 2494 nucleotides long. RefSeq lists its product as hypothetical. The record is from RefSeq and is a predicted model, not a curated record. Lineage: Eukaryota; Oomycota; Saprolegniomycetes; Saprolegniales; Verrucalvaceae. The coding region runs from base 34 to 2268 and encodes 744 amino acids. Gene Ontology annotation, biological process: microtubule-based movement; mitotic spindle organization. Gene Ontology annotation, molecular function: ATP binding; microtubule binding; microtubule motor activity. The transcript has 9 exons.
GUGUAACGGAUAGAACGGCUUCGUCCGACGACGAUGGUGAUGCCGGCGCCGCGACCGCACCUCCGCAGCAACAACAAUGUGAGCCUGAGUCCCCUCCACAGCAGCAGCAACAACCUGAGGGAAGCUUUCGCCCUCGACACUGUCGCCACAUUGAGCGCGUCGUCCCCGAAACAACAGAGCAAUCGCAACAACGCGUUCCAUUCUGCGAGCGUGGCGUCCCCAAAGAACAAAGGAGGCGUCAUGAUGCCACCGCCGCCCGUCACCGUGCAGGGAGGCGAGUCGCACCUCCACCAUCCUCGACGGCGAGAGCUUCCACCGCACACUAACAACCAUCAACCAGAAACAAACACAGACGACGCGGGAGACACUGGACUCACCUUGGACGAGCCCAACGAACUGAACGAGACGGAAGAAGAGACAGAAGCGUUCAAACGGGCGAUGUGGGCAGGCCAGGCUAACAUUUUGGUCGCCGUGCGUCUGCGCCCUCAACUCAAGCACGACCGCGACCGAGGUGAGAUAGUCAAGGUGCUGGGGAACAAAGUCGUGGUCGUGAUGGACCCCGGCAACCAAAAGGAUGUCGUCGGCAAGAUGCGUCAUCGGUCGCGCGAGAAGCGCUACGCUUUCGACUAUGUGUUCUCGCCGUUGGACGGCCAAGAGACAGUGUACAACAACACGACAAAGUUCCUCAUCCACGGCAUUCUACAAGGGUUCAACGCGACCGUGUUUGCCUACGGCUGCACUGGUGCUGGCAAAACGUACACGAUGCUCGGGACGCCGGACGAGCCUGGGAUCAUGGCGCUGACCCUCGACGACUUGUUUCAGCAUAUUCAGGCGGGUCAGUCCCGAGUGCCCAACUCGGUCAACUACCGCGUGACGGUGUCGUUCCUGGAAGUGUACAACGAAAACAUUCGCGACUUGCUGCGGAGCGACCCGGAUCAAGACACGUACUUGGAUCUGCGAGAAGACCCUGUCAAGGGCCCACUAGUCGCCGACUUGUCCGAGAUCGUUGCGUCGAACGCGGAGGAAGUCAUGCGGUUGCUUCGUCGAGGGAAUAAGAAUCGAUCACAGGAAGCCACGGCUGCCAACGCCGUCUCGUCCAGGAGUCACGCCGUCCUGCAAGUGUCUGUCGAGCAGACGGAAGCAACUCCAGGCAUGGUGUCUGUCCUCAAGACGGGAAAACUCUCCAUGAUUGACCUGGCAGGCAGCGAGCGAGCCGCCGUGACUCAAAAUCGGGGACUGCGGUUGAUUGAAGGGGCUAACAUCAACCGGUCGUUGCUGGCCCUUGGGAAUUGCAUCAAUGCACUGGGCGAAAAAGCCAAUCGCGGCGCGUUCGUGCCAUAUCGAGACAGCAAGCUCACGCGGCUGCUCAAAGACUCGCUCGGUGGGAACUGCCGCACCGUCAUGAUCGCCAACAUCAGCAUGUCCGUGCUGUCGUUCGAAGAGACAGUCAACACGCUCAAGUACGCGAACCGGGCGAAGAACAUCAAGACCACCGUGACCCGCAACGUCCUGAAUGUGAACCACCACAUAUCGGAAUACGUGUCGCUGAUCGCGAAUCUGCGCCAAGAGAUUACAAAUCUCAAGACUCAAAUGACGCAGCAAGGGAUUCCAUCGCCCACGAGCCAUGACCUGAAAGCGCCAAAGGGGGCGAAGAAAGAUGGUGGUGACGAAGCGAGUUCGUCUGGGGAAAAAGGCGGCACGGCCUCGAUGCGCGAAGCGCGAGUGCAAAUCAUGAAGUACUUUCACGAACGCAUGAUGUUGAGGCGGCAACUCUUGGAGCUCGAAAACAAGAACGUCGCCAAGAGUAUUGAGAUUGGACAACACCAGCUCGUCGUGGCAGAACACGAGCGUCAGCGUGAAGAGAAGGAAGAAGAGAAAGCAGCGGCCACGGCGCUCGCGCACGACGAUACCCGCGUCGAGUUCGAAGAGUUUGACGACGAGGCUGACAUUGUGGUGGCGAAAAUGGAGAUUGGCAGACUGCAAGACGACAUCAAGGACCUGUCGACAGAAAAGAGCGAGCUCACGCGCAAGUUGCGGCACACGGAGCGAGCUGCGGAGGAGUUUCGAGCUGCGCUGGAGCACACAAUCACGAACGACGAGAAGCGCGAGCUCCUCUUGAUGGAGUAUCGCAUUGGAAAACUGGAACUGGAGAACAUGGAGCUUGAGCAAUCCCGAACGGUCCAAGACACGAUCUCCCGCGGCAAGGACUUGACCAUUGAGAAACUCAAGCUCCAGCUUCGGGUACGAUUUAGUAUUGUAAAUUUUUGAUUGGUGGAUUAUUUUUCAUGCAAUUCUGAUUGGUGGACCAUUAUCCAAAGUAAUUCUCUGGUUGGUGGAUUCUUCAGCUGAGGGAUAAAAUCAUUCAAAAACAACAAGCGAUCUUGGACAAGCACGACAUUGGGCACGAAGUUCGGUACGGCAUCUUGGACACGCUAGAAGAUGCGACGCUCACGGAUGGCUUCGACACUUUGCGGUUGUCCAUGGAACGCAUCAG